AUGGCUCAAGCGGCCAAACAGCUGAAGAAAAUCAAAGACAUCGAGGCGCAGGCCCUCCAGGAGCAGAAGGAGAGGGAGGAAAACAGGAAGCGGAGGAACCGCUCCCGCGACCGAAAGAAGAAGGGCGAUGCCGCUACCAGCUUUCUCAGGGCAGCGAGAUCAGGGAACUUGGAUAAAGCUUUGGAUUACCUGCAGAAUGGGGUAGACAUUAACACCUGUAACCAGAAUGGGCUGAACGGCUUGCACCUGGCCUCGAAAGAAGGCCAUGUGAAGAUGGUGGUUGAACUUCUGCACAAAGAGAUCAUUCUAGAAACCACAACCAAGAAAGGGAACACGGCUCUGCACAUCGCCGCCCUCGCUGGUCAGGACGAGGUGGUCCGGGAGCUGGUCAAUUACGGCGCCAAUGUCAACGCCCAGUCCCAGAAAGGCUUCACACCCCUGUACAUGGCAGCACAAGAGAAUCACUUGGAAGUGGUGAAGUUCCUACUGGAGAAUGGAGCUAAUCAGAAUGUAGCCACAGAAGACGGCUUCACCCCGCUCGCCGUGGCUCUGCAGCAGGGCCACGAGAACGUGGUGGCACACCUCAUCAACUACGGGACGAAGGGGAAGGUGCGCCUCCCUGCCCUGCACAUCGCGGCCCGCAACGACGACACCCGGACGGCGGCGGUGCUCCUGCAGAACGACCCCAACCCGGACGUGCUUUCCAAGACAGGAUUUACCCCCCUCCACAUCGCAGCUCACUAUGAGAACCUCAACGUGGCCCAGUUACUCCUCAACCGGGGAGCCAGUGUCAACUUCACGCCACAGAACGGCAUCACGCCACUGCACAUCGCCUCCCGCAGAGGGAACGUGAUCAUGGUGCGGCUCCUGCUGGACCGCGGGGCCCUGAUAGAAACAAGGACCAAGGAUGAAUUGACACCUCUCCACUGUGCAGCUCGGAAUGGGCACGUGCGAAUCUCAGAGAUCCUGCUGGACCACGGGGCACCCAUCCAAGCCAAAACCAAGAACGGCUUGUCCCCAAUUCACAUGGCGGCUCAGGGAGACCACCUUGACUGUGUUCGACUUCUAUUGCAAUACAACGCAGAGAUAGAUGACAUCACCCUGGAUCACCUGACCCCUCUCCACGUGGCAGCCCACUGCGGCCAUCACAGAGUGGCCAAGGUCCUUUUGGAUAAAGGGGCCAAACCAAACUCCAGAGCCCUGAAUGGCUUCACCCCCUUACACAUCGCCUGCAAGAAGAACCAUAUCCGGGUCAUGGAGCUGCUGCUGAAGACAGGAGCCUCCAUCGACGCUGUCACGGAGUCCGGCCUGACCCCUCUCCACGUGGCCUCCUUCAUGGGGCACCUGCCCAUCGUGAAGAACCUCCUGCAGCGGGGGGCAUCGCCCAACGUCUCCAACGUGAAAGUGGAGACCCCGCUACACAUGGCAGCCAGGGCAGGGCACACGGACGUUGCCAAAUAUCUGCUCCAGAACAAAGCCAAAGUCAAUGCCAAGGCCAAGGAUGACCAGACCCCCCUUCACUGUGCAGCUCGCAUUGGCCACACAAACAUGGUGAAGCUCCUGCUAGAAAACAGUGCCAACCCCAACCUGGCCACCACUGCCGGGCACACCCCCCUGCACAUUGCAGCUCGAGAGGGCCACGUGGACACGGCGCUGGCCCUUCUGGAAAAGGAAGCGUCCCAGGCGUGCAUGACCAAGAAAGGAUUUACCCCUCUCCAUGUGGCGGCCAAGUACGGGAAGGCCCGGGUGGCAGAGGUGCUGCUGGAGCGGGACGCACACCCGAACGCCGCCGGGAAGAACGGCCUGACUCCCCUGCACGUGGCCGUCCAUCACAACCACCUGGACAUCGUCAAGCUGCUGCUCCCGCGGGGCGGCUCCCCGCACAGUCCUGCUUGGAAUGGCUACACCCCUUUGCACAUCGCUGCCAAGCAGAACCAGAUGGAGGUGGCCCGCAACCUGCUGCAGUACGGGGCGUCCCCGAACGCAGAGUCGGUGCAAGGCGUGACACCCCUUCACCUGGCUGCCCAGGAGGGCCAUGCAGAGAUGGUGGCCCUGCUACUCUCCAAACAAGCCAAUGGCAACCUGGGGAACAAGAGCGGACUCACCCCCCUCCACCUGGUCGCACAAGAAGGCCACGUUUCAGUGGCCGACGUGCUGAUCAAACACGGUGUCACAGUGGACGCCCCCACCCGGAUGGGUUACACCCCCCUCCACGUGGCCAGUCAUUAUGGAAACAUCAAACUGGUGAAGUUCCUGCUACAGCACCAGGCAGACGUCAAUGCCAAGACUAAGCUAGGAUACAGCCCCUUGCACCAGGCGGCCCAACAGGGACACACAGACAUCGUGACACUGCUUCUCAAAAACGGUGCUUCCCCCAACGAGGUCAGCUCGAAUGGAACCACGCCUCUGGCAAUAGCCAAGCGCUUGGGCUACAUCUCUGUCACAGACGUGCUCAAGGUGGUCACAGAUGAAACCAGUGUCGCGUUAGUCAGUGACAAGCACCGGAUGAGUUUCCCGGAGACAGUGGAUGAGAUCCUGGAUGUUUCUGAAGAUGAAGGGGAAGAACUCGUCGGCUCCAAGGCUGAGAGACAGGACUCCAGGGAUGUGGACGAAGAGAAAGAGCUGCUGGACUUUGUGCCGAAGCUAGAUCAAGUGGUGGAAUCUCCAGCCAUCCCGAGGAUCCCCUGUGUCACACCGGAAACAGUGGUGAUCAGAUCGGAAGAGCCAGAACAGGCAUCGAAAGAGUAUGAUGAAGACUCACUCAUCCCCAGCAGCCCGGCCACAGAGACCUCGGACAACAUCAGCCCGGUGGCCAGCCCUGUGCACACAGGGUUCCUGGUGAGCUUCAUGGUGGACGCCCGGGGAGGCUCCAUGCGAGGGAGCCGGCACAAUGGCCUGCGGGUGGUGAUCCCGCCGAGGACGUGCGCGGCGCCCACACGCAUCACCUGCCGCCUGGUGAAGCCGCAGAAACUGAGCACACCGCCCCCGCUGGCCGAGGAGGAGGGCCUGGCCAGCAGGAUCAUCGCGCUGGGGCCCACGGGGGCCCAGUUCCUGAGCCCUGUGAUUGUGGAGAUCCCCCACUUUGCCUCUCACGGCCGCGGGGAUCGCGAGCUCGUGGUGCUGCGGAGUGAGAACGGCUCCGUGUGGAAGGAGCACAAGAGCCGCUACGGAGAGAGCUACCUGGACCAGAUCCUCAACGGGAUGGACGAAGAGCUGGGGAGCCUGGAGGAGCUGGAGAAGAAGCGGGUGUGCCGCAUCAUCACCACGGACUUCCCCUUGUACUUCGUGAUCAUGUCCCGGCUCUGCCAGGACUACGACACCAUCGGCCCCGAAGGCGGCUCCCUGAAGAGCAAGCUGGUGCCCCUGGUGCAGGCCACGUUCCCGGAAAACGCCGUCACCAAGAGGGUGAAGCUGGCUCUGCAGGCCCAGCCUGUUCCAGAUGAGCUAGUCACCAAACUCCUGGGCAACCAGGCCACCUUCAGCCCCAUCGUCACCGUGGAGCCCCGGCGUCGGAAAUUCCACCGGCCCAUCGGGCUGCGGAUCCCGCUCCCGCCCUCCUGGACGGACAACCCGCGGGACAGCGGGGAGGGCGACACCACCAGCCUGCGCCUGCUCUGCAGCGUCAUUGGAGGAACAGACCAAGCCCAGUGGGAAGAUAUAACAGGAACAACCAAGCUCGUGUAUGCCAACGAGUGUGCCACCUUCACCACCAACGUCUCUGCCAGGUUUUGGCUGUCGGACUGUCCUCGGACGGCCGAGGCCGUGAACUUCGCCACCCUGCUGUACAAGGAGCUGACCGCGGUGCCCUACAUGGCCAAGUUCGUCAUUUUUGCCAAGAUGAACGACCCCCGCGAAGGGCGGCUGCGCUGCUACUGUAUGACGGACGACAAGGUGGACAAGACCCUCGAGCAUCACGAGAACUUCGUGGAGGUGGCCCGGAGCAGGGACAUAGAGGUGCUGGAAGGGACGCCCCUGUUCGCAGAGCUCUCCGGGAACCUGGUGCCCGUCAAGAAAGCCGCCCAGCAGCGGAGUUUCCAGUUCCAGUCAUUCCGGGAGAACCGCCUGGCCAUUCCUGUCAAGGUGAGGGACAGCAGCCGAGAACCGGGAGGGUCCCUGUCGUUCCUGCGCAAGGCGAUGAAGUACGAGGACACGCAACACAUUCUCUGCCACUUGAACAUCACCAUGCCCCCCUGCACCAAGGGGAGCGGAGCCGACGACAGGAGACGGACCUUGACACCGCUGGCCUUGCGAUACAGCAUUCUCAGCGAAUCCACACUGGGUUUUCUCAGUGGGACGGACCGAGCAGACAUGAAGAUGGCCCUUAUAUCCGAACACCUUGGUCUCAGCUGGGCAGAGCUGGCCCGGGAGCUGCAGUUCAGUGUGGAAGACAUCAACAGGAUUCGCGUGGAAAACCCCAACUCGCUGUUGGAGCAGAGCGCCACCUUGUUGAACCUCUGGGUCAUCCGUGAAGGCACAAACGCCAAGAUGGAGAACCUAUACACCGCCCUGCGGAACAUCGACCGGAGCGAGAUCGUGAACAUGCUGGAAGGCUCCGGCAGACAGAGCCGCAACCUGAAGCCGGACCGGCGGCACGCGGAGCGGGACUACUCCUCCUCGCCCUCCCAGAUGAAUGGUUACUCCUCGCUGCAGGACGAGCUGCUGUCCCCCGCCUCCCUGCACUACGCGCUUCCCUCUCCGCUGCGUGCAGACCAGUACUGGAACGAGGUGGCCGUCAUAGACGCCAUCCCCUUGGCGGCCACGGAGCAUGACGCCAUGCUGGAGAUGUCUGACAUGCAGGUGUGGUCCGCGGGCCUCACACCCUCUCUGGUCACUGCUGAGGACUCCUCUCUGGAGUACAGCAAGGCCGAGGACUCUGACGCCACCGGCCACGAGUGGAAGCUGGAGGGGGCGUUCUCCGAGGGAACGCAGGGCCCCACGCUGGGCUCCCUGGACCUCGUGGAGGAUGACACAGUGGAUUCAGAUGCCACAAAUGGCCUUAUCGAUUUGCUUGACCAGGAGGAAGGUCAGAGGUCAGAAGAGAAGCUGCCAGGUCAUGAGAGGCAGGAGGACUCAACAGGUGCAGGGCAGGACUCAGAGAAUGAAGUGUCUCUUGUUUCAGGCCAGCAGAGGGUGCAAGCCCGCAUCACAGAAUCCCCCACUGUGAGUCGGGUGAUGGAGACAAGCCAGGACAGACUGCAGGACUGGGAUGGGGAAGGCUCCAUCGUCUCGUACCUGCAAGAUGCGGCCCAAGGUUCCUGGCAGGAGGAGGUCACGCGAGGCCCACACUCCUUCCAGAGAACCGUCACCACCGUCAAAGGGCUGGAGCCCAGUGGGUCUCGGGAGUAUGAGAAGGUGCUGGUGUCUGCGACCGAGCUCUUGCAGCCAGAGCAGCCCGAGGCGGAGGGCCUGCAGGCUGACCGGGAACGGAGACACCGAGAGCGGCUGCAGGAGGCGGAGAGCACCUUCUCCCAGAUGCUAAAGGGGAGCGAGCUUCAGAAUAUUCCAGGGGAGCAGGUGACUGAGGAACAAUUCACAGACGAGCAGGGCAACAUUGUCACCAAAAAGAUCAUCCGCAAAGUGGUCCGGCAGAUAGAGUCGUCCGGUGCCGAUGACACCCAGGAGCGCGAGGAGGAUCACACCUCGACACCCAACCCUUGA
Messenger RNA from Pipistrellus nathusii (Nathusius's pipistrelle), 5658 nucleotides. The record is from the annotation of a GenBank genome assembly. Lineage: Eukaryota; Metazoa; Chordata; Mammalia; Chiroptera; Vespertilionidae.